GGGGACAGGGAGGAGCCGAAGGGACAAGAUCUGCUGCGGGCCUCCGUUCAGGUGCUUUCCAGCAUGGCUUCGGCCUCCUCCGGACACGGAGCCAGUCUGCUGCGUUUUCUGCGGCUGGUGGGGCAGCUCAAGAGAGUCCCACGGACGGGCUGGGUAUACAGGAAUGUGGAAAAGCCAGAGAGUGUGUCAGAUCACAUGUACCGGAUGGCAGUUAUGGCUAUGGUGACCAGAGAUGACUACCUUAACAAGGAUCGAUGUAUACGCCUAGCCCUGGUUCACGAUAUGGCAGAAUGCAUCGUUGGGGACAUAGCACCAGCAGAUAACAUCCCCAAAGAAGAAAAGCAUAGGCGAGAAGAGGAGGCUAUGAAGCAGAUCACCCAGCUGCUGCCAGAGGACCUCAGGAAGGAGCUCUAUGAACUCUGGGAAGAAUAUGAGACCCAAUCUAGUGCAGAGGCCAGAUUCGUGAAGCAGCUGGACCAGUGUGAAAUGAUCCUUCAGGCAUCAGAAUAUGAAGACAUGGAGAAUAAACCUGGGAGGCUUCAAGACUUCUAUGAUUCCACAGCAGGAAAAUUCAGUCACCCUGAGAUAGUCCAGCUUGUUUCUGAACUGGAGGCAGAGAGAAAUGCCAACAUAGCCUCGGCCUCUGCGGAGCCGGGCUCCUGAGUGCACCUCGCACGGCUCUGCUGCCCUACUUUCUUCUUUGCUUCGUGGGAACGUGUUUUUCUACUGUGGCUCUGAAGAUUUCCCAGGAUGAGAAUCUAUCUUCUGUUGUCUGGACUUGAGCAACAAGUAUGAUAUAACCCCGGUCCUAAAAGAAGCCACUGAACUGGAAGUGGUCAGGAAGAUGCCAUGGCGAAGGCUUGAGAGGAGAAUGCUUGUUUUGGGAAUUAAAUAAAUAUUAAACACUCCAGACUUUGGUUUCAGUUUUGGAUGUCUUCAACUACCUUCUUUAAGCUUGGUUAUUAGCUUAUAUUAUUUAAGAACAGAUUCAUUGGAAGGUAGAACAUUUAGUUAUAAUUACUUUUUAAAUGUUUUUUUAUUCAUUCAUUCAUUUGGUUUUUUGAGACAGGGUUUCUCAGUGUAACUGCCCUAGCUGUUCUGGAAUUCACUCUGUAGACCAGGCUGGCCUCAGACUCACAGAGAUCCUCCUGGCUCUGCUUCCUGAGUACUGGGAUUAAAGGCCUGUGCUACCACUGCCCAGCUAUUAUUAUUAUUAUUUUUAUAAUGACUUUUCAGAACAGAUUCUUCUUCUUGGAAUGCAGUUACUACUGUGUACGGUAGUCCUGUGUCCUCACCCAGGUGAGAUGCUCUUGAGGCCAGCGUCUGUUGCUGUUUGAGAGGUGGUUUCAUUCUGGCUGGUCCAGGCCCUCCUAGACUCUUCUCCUCCCCAAGUACUAGCAUGUGGCACCAUGCCCAUCUUGAGCCAGAUGUUUAAUUUUACUGUGUGUUGUAGAUUUUCAAGCCUGCUCACAGUCUGCCCUCCUUCCCAGUGCAUCAUCAUCGGAGGAUGUAUUUUAGGGCAUACCAUUUCCAAUGCCAGCCAGGUGGUGGUUGCGUACGCCUUUAGUCCCAGCACUCGGGAGGCAGAGGCAGGUGGAUCUCUGUGAGUUCGAGGUCAGCCAGGUCUACAAGAGCUAGUUCCAGGACAGCUAGGACUGUUAUACAGAGAAACCUUGCCAGGAAAAAAAAAAACAAAACAAAACAAAAACACUGUACUAUUUCCAAUGCCAUGUAUCCUCCCCUUUCCUUAUUUCUUCAUGAUUUAAUGUCUUGGUUAUAAUAACAAUUAUGAAUGGGUGUUGCCGGGGUCAUUGCAUUAAAAGUAGGUAUCUGC
Molecule: messenger RNA, 1834 nt
Organism: Microtus oregoni (creeping vole)
Lineage: Eukaryota; Metazoa; Chordata; Mammalia; Rodentia; Cricetidae
Gene: Hddc2
Product: HD domain containing 2
Exons: 6
Coding region: 64-663 (199 amino acids)
Cellular component (GO): cytoplasm
Molecular function (GO): 5'-deoxynucleotidase activity
Source: RefSeq, a predicted model, not a curated record